Phaethon lepturus (White-tailed tropicbird) is the source of this 717-nucleotide messenger RNA. RefSeq names its product coiled-coil domain containing 103 (gene DNAAF19). NCBI's taxonomy places the organism in Eukaryota, Metazoa, Chordata, Aves, Phaethontiformes, Phaethontidae. The annotation marks the transcript as partial. The transcript is spliced from 3 exons. Gene Ontology annotation, biological process: inner dynein arm assembly; determination of left/right symmetry; epithelial cilium movement involved in extracellular fluid movement. Gene Ontology annotation, cellular component: outer dynein arm. The record is from RefSeq and is a predicted model, not a curated record.
GCGCUGGAGCAGGAGCUGCGGGCGGCAGUGGCGGCCGAAGAGAGGUGGGAGAGGGAGAACGAGGCCAAGCUGCGGGCCGUGCACCAGCGCGUCCCCUCCUACGAGGAGUUCAGGAACAUUGUGCUGGCAUCACACCUGAAGCCCCUAGAGAAAAAGGACAAGAUGGGUAAGAGGAGGAACGCGCUGUGGAAUCCCUGUGCAGCCCAUGCCAAGGCCCCGCAAGCCAGCGACAUGGAAAUACCCCUGGAACUGGAUCAACUGCCCAGAACCUCUGCUGAAUUUUACAGAGAUUGGCGCCGAUGUUUAAAAAGCAGAAAAGAAAAAUACCAGUUUUUGCUUGAACUCGGAGGGAAGGCCUUGGGCAGAAUCUUUCAGGCUGACUUGGGCUUUGGCCUCCUGGGUGAAUUCCUUACGGUGCUGGCAGAGAAUGUCUGUCAUGAAGACAGAGAUGCCAUCCUUCAGAUCUUACAGAGCCUUUCAGGCACCAAGCGCUUCGGGUUAAAUGUGGAUCUUCUGAGUGAGUCAGAGAAGGAGAGCAGCAGGGAUUUGUUUAAGAAGCUGCAGAGCCUGAGCAGGGAUUAUUGGACCACUGGCCAUCCCGGUGGCCCAGCCGACUGCGAAGCAGAGAGGGAAGCCCAUGUCACAGACACCAGCUUGCAAAAGGAAGCCAAGGAAAGGAUAGUGAUGGAGCUGAUGAAAUGUUACCAGGUCAACUGA